CGUAGUACACAUCCGUGGAAAACCAUAAUAAAUGAGAAAAAAAAGUUUAGUGAUGAGUCUCAUACAGAUACAGCAUACAGCCAUACAGGUACAGGCUACCGCCUACAGGUAGCGCUUCUUUGCCUCUUCUUUUCACAAGUAUCUUGGGGUUUUCUUUUGUCUCCCUUCUUUUGCUUUAAUCCUAAGUUCUACCCUUUAACACAAUUCAACAUAAAAUCCCUCCAAAAAAAAAAGAAAAAGAAAAAGAAAAAUCAGUAUCAACUAUUUCUCGUGAUUCCUCCAUUAUAGACUACCUGUUUUUCUUUCCUCCUAUAGCUUAAUCACCAUUCACCACCCUUUUCUUCACUUACUUUCUCAUUCAUCUCUUUCAUAUUCUCUAAAACCCUAAUUUCUGUGCUUUUUAAACACCCAUCUAAAAAAAUUUGUUUUUUGUUUGUUUUUGUUGUUUGGGUCUAUACUACAACCGAUUUGGACAUCUGGUGCUUGCAGGUUCGAAUUCCUCUCCAAAAGAUAAGUAGCAUUGUUAUACUUGUAGCCCUUUUGAGAAAAACUGCUUGUUGUAGCAAUUUUUAAUUCGAAUAUGAUAGAAGAGCUUCUUGGGUGUCAUUCAGUAAGUGUCUUGCUCAUUUGUCUUGGAGGUACUUCGUCUGAGAUGGGUUAGUUUUGAGUUUAUUGGCUAUAGUUCCCUACAAAUUUUGCGGACUUAGAUGAUCGCAUCAAAGAUGGAUACUUUGGCUACCAAUUGUGAAAUUGUGGAGGUUAAGGAAGAUUUCAAUAGGAAUGAGAAAGUGAGAAAGCAUUAUAUGUCUAGGCAAGGGCGCGUUUAUUCCAUUGAAGAUGACAUCAAUCAGUUAUUUGACUCGGUGAAUAUUAAGACUUCUAUUAAAGGGAAAGCUCUACAAAGGAAUCCUAUGAAGCGACCCAUGAGGAUGAAGUCUCCACAGGCAUCAGGUAUUGGAAUUUCGGAAACAGCAAAUCUGAAACAGGCAUUGAGGGGAUUGUGCAUCUCACAAGCAUCGGAAAUGGCUGCUCAGAAAAAGCGGACCCUGAAACCAAGAGGGUCAACAGGAGCUUCGGAUGGAGGAUCAAUAAACCGGUUGCACAAGACAGUAGUUCAUACUAAAGGACCCGGUCUACUUUCUAGUGAAGGCAAAAGAAAUCUUCUUGAGAUAUCGUUUCCUAGUAAAAUUGUGGCCAACCUCUCUGAGACUGUACCAGAAUCUGUUGAUGUUUCUGCUCCAAUUUCGUCAAAUCAAACCUGCAACCCGUCUACUUCAUUUGAUCAGCGAGACGGAGCAAAGACGAAUAUGGCUAGAGUACCACCACAGGGUAAGGUUAUGCCUUUGGCACCAGAGUCGACCCGUGAAAAUUCUAGUACAAACCAGGGUAAUAAAGGUCACAAGAAUUUGAUGGAUUCUUUACUGGGUACUCGUACUAUCAAAAAUGUUUUAGAGGUCGAUGAUUUAGGUUUUGUUAACCAAGAUAAGGAUCAGAGUCAGACAGAUGUCUUGAAUUCAGAUUCAUGUCAAAAGAGUGGUGGUAUUGAUGAAAAAUUAAAGAAUACAAAAGGCAGUAGUCCACGUCUGAUAAAGUCGGUCUUUUGGAAUAAGAACCUCGUCAAGAGGAAAGUAAAGGCAGAGUCAGAUUAUACCUCUUGCAAGUCUCAUGAAGCAAAAGUAGUUGAUAAUACGGAUUUGUCGCACGAGCCUAGGACUUGUGAGCUGGUUGGAAAGGCUAGCAAAGUGUCUUUGAAGUAUGAGAAUGCAGGAAAUGGGAAGAUAACUUCAGGUUCUGAAAGUGAAAUUGGCGCGAAUGAGCUCAGUUCAAGAGGUCUAGAUGCACAACUAGGCCAACUGAUUGUCGCAAAGUUUGAUGGCCCCUGCAGUGAAAUUCCUAAAGUUGAUGGGAAGUCUAGAUCUAGGGACAAGGGGGAGUUCUCUCAAAGCUCAAAAAGUAGUAUUGGUGAAUUUAGCAGCAGCACAAGUGAAGAGAGCAGUGCAAGUGGGUCUAGCCGUUGCUGUAAUAGGCCGCAUAUGUCGAAAGACACACGGUGGGAGGCUGUGCGCUGCGCUCAAAAGCAGUAUGGAUUCUUGAGUUUGCGACAUUUUAAGCUUUUGAGGAGGCUCGGUUCUGGGGACAUUGGAACUGUUUACCUUGCGGAGCUAGUGGGUUCUAACGGCCUAUUUGCUUUGAAAGUUAUGGAUAAUGAAUUUUUGACUCGGAGGAAAAAAUUAAUACGCGCUCAGACAGAAAAAGAGAUCUUGCAAAUGCUGGAUCACCCUUUUCUGCCUACAUUGUAUGCCCAUUUUACGACGGAUAAGCUUUCAUGCUUGGUUAUGGAAUAUUGUCCUGGCGGGGAUUUACACACUAUCCGGCAGAAGCAACCAAAUAGAUGUUUCUCCGAGCAUGCAGCUAGGUUUUAUGUUGCGGAAGUACUCUUGGCUCUGGAGUACCUUCACAUGCUAGGAAUCGUGUAUCGAGACUUGAAGCCUGAAAACAUCCUAGUUCGAGAAGAUGGACAUAUUAUGCUAUCUGAUUUCGACCUGUCGUUUAGAUGUGUUGUCAACCCAACUUUAUUCAAAUCGUCCUCACCAAUUAUCGAACCUGAAAAGAAGGUAUCUUCUGGAAUAUGUUCUGAAUCUAGUUGCAUUGAUCCCUUUUGUCUCCAACCAUCCUGGCAGAUCUCAUGCUUUACACCGAGGCUCUUAACUUCAGCUUCGAAAACCCAAAAGCUUAAAUCUGAACAAGCUGUUCAGGUUACUCCAUUGCCACAGCUUGUAGCGGAACCAACUGAAGCUCGUUCCAAUUCCUUUGUCGGAACUCAUGAAUACUUGGCCCCCGAAAUCAUCAAAGGGGAGGGUCACGGGAGUGCUGUUGAUUGGUGGACAUAUGGGAUAUUCCUCUACGAGCUUUUAUAUGGUAAGACACCCUUUAAAGGAUCAAGCAACGAAGAGACGUUAGCCAAUUUGGUAUCACAGCCACUCAAAUUUCCCGAAACCCCUUUAGUUAGCUUUCAUGCUAAGGAUUUGAUUCGAGGGUUGUUGAUUAAACAACCGCAAAAUCGUCUAGGAUUUGUGAGGGGUGCUGCUGAGAUAAAGCAGCACCCUUUUUUUGAGGGCUUAAACUGGGCAUUAAUACGGUGUGCAGUACCACCAGAACGACCCAAGUUUUGUGAUGUCAGUAAAGGUCUCUUUUCAAGUAAGAAACAGACCAAGAAAUCUUUGGGAGUUCAGUCUAGUGAGCUCACUGGUGAGUUUGAGCUAUUUUAAACAUGAGCUGAAAAUGUUUCCAGAAAUUUUCCUUGUUUACCAUAGUGAGGCUGUUAGGUAUCUCAUACAACAUGUAACACAUGCAUAGCCCUUGGUGUAAAUGUAAGAAAUUAGCUUUAUUAUAUAUAAUCUAUGAAAAAAGGAAUUUCCUCCUUGUCUGUA
Molecule: messenger RNA, 3431 nt
Organism: Amaranthus tricolor (Joseph's coat)
Lineage: Eukaryota; Viridiplantae; Streptophyta; Magnoliopsida; Caryophyllales; Amaranthaceae
Product: serine/threonine-protein kinase D6PKL1-like
Exons: 3
Coding region: 708-3269 (853 amino acids)
Biological process (GO): protein phosphorylation
Cellular component (GO): cytoplasm; nucleus; plasma membrane
Molecular function (GO): ATP binding; protein serine/threonine kinase activity
Source: RefSeq, a predicted model, not a curated record